ACUACCUCAGCAAAGACAGCUUUCCAUCAAAGUAGGACUAAGCUGCAUGAGUGCAAGUAGCAUUCCCUUUCUUCUCUGCUUCGGAGUGGGAACUCAUGCUGUCAACUCAAAAAAGAGCCAGACGCCAAUGGACCGGUCCAUCGCUCUAGUUCUCUUUCAUCCACCAGAAAGAACCGGGCCCGCAUCGGAGCUACGGUCCCACGGUCACGGCGCUUACUUUCAUCAUCGCGAUUCUAGGUCCGUGCAAGCGUCUCUGCCACCACAUAUGGCAUCAACGAUACCUACCCCGUCAGACCCGGGAAACCAAGUGCGCAGCCACUUCUCGAACACCUUCUUGCGCAUAUUGGGAUAGACAUCGGAAUCUCGGAAUGCCCUGAUAUCAGGUCAUCGUUAGAAUUCUCGCCUCCCUGUUCACUCCCUGCAUCCACUUGCGAUGUUUGGCCGCUCCACCUCUUGUAUACCACACGCUGUCUAUCGGACUGGUCUAGCAUUAUCUCCUUGACGAGAUCGUCGUCUAGGGCAAAUUACAAGACUCUAAAAUGUGUUCAAAGGCGAGAUGAUCAGAACAGUAGCUUGCUUGCCAUUGCCCAUGUGUUUGCUUCGAAGAUCGUCUCACUUAGGAAUCUCUUGUCAGCGCGUGG
Messenger RNA from Colletotrichum phormii, 641 nucleotides. RefSeq lists its product as uncharacterized. The transcript has a single exon. The coding region runs from base 47 to 352 and encodes 101 amino acids. Lineage: Eukaryota; Fungi; Ascomycota; Sordariomycetes; Glomerellales; Glomerellaceae. The record is from RefSeq and is a predicted model, not a curated record.